CUCCAUUAUUGCGUAUAGAAGAAUGCCUUUCAUGCUCUCAUGCUCCACUAAGAAUCGAUGCUUUUUUCGGGGAAUUAGGCUCAAGUUCUAAUACAUUCGAAGACUUCCACAAAUCAACUCAGUAGGUUCCGAGAAAACACUGCGAAAAAACGAUGGCCCUCUGGAAAAGGAGUCGUGAUGAGCCACCAAGGAAGAACGGUUGUCCGAGGUGCGUGUUUUCGUGGAAGCGUGCAGAAGCGAUCUUUCUUUGCAUCUCCUGUCGCUCCCGGUGAGCCUGAAUCAGUCAACAGUAGUGUUGGGACCCAAAAAGGUCAGUCGACCGUUUCUCUUAUAAAUUGCCAACCGGCGCGAGGUAACUGGAAAUUUGCAAUUCCGAACAAGCAAAGAAAUUUGAUAUCCCUUCCGUAGCCAAAGAUCCGCAGAAUGGAACGUCCCGGAGGAAAGUCUCUCCCCCUCAGUGGUGAAUCAUCAUCGACGUCGCUGAGGGACUACGAGGUGUUCUUGAGCUUCAGAGGGCCCGACACUCGCUUAACCAUCACGGACUCUCUCUACGCGGCCAUGAUCCGGGCCGGGAUACACGUUUUUAAAGACGACGAAGAGCUCCGUGUUGGGGAAGAGAUCGGAGGCGAGCUUCUGAGAGCAAUCUCUAAUUCGAAAAUCUAUGUACCGAUCUUCUCUAAAGACUACGCUUCCAGUAAAUGGUGCCUCCGUGAGCUAGCGUACAUGGUAGAGCAUAGGAAGAGAGAGGAGAAAGCAAUCUUGCCCAUCUUCUACGAGGUGGAUGCAUCCGAUGUUAAGCUCAAAACUGGAUCCUACGGUAAGGCCCUACAAAAGCAUGAGAGAGAGUCUGGUGAAGAUGUUGCGAAGCAGUGGGAGGAGGCCCUAAGAGAGGUUGCUGGAAUCAAGGGAUGGAACUUAAAAGAUCACGGCCAGGAUAAACUUAUAGCACUUGUCCUAGAAAAAGUUUUCAAUAAGCUGAGGUCUACUCAGAGAAAUUGGAAUGAUGACUUGGUGGGAAUUCACUAUCAGAUGGAAGCCGUUAUGGAGUUGUUAGGCCAAGGCACUCCCGGUGUACGAUUUGUUGUGAUUCAUGGUAUGGGUGGUAUCGGGAAAACAACUCUUGCUAAGGCUAUCUUCAAGCAUAUCUCUUCUCAGUUUCAAUGUUCUAGCUUUCUUUCAGAUAUCCGCAUUCACAAUAUUUUAAGUCUGCAGAAUAAAUUAUUAUGUGACCUUCUCGAUGUUAGACAUCCUUAUGUUACUGAUGCUGAUGAGGGGAUGUCCAUGAUUAAGAAAAGACUCAGUAAUAAGAAAGUCAUCGUUGUUCUUGAUGAUAUGGACAAGAGGUACAAACUCAUGAAACUAGCUGGUAAGUCUAGUUGGUUUGGUUCGGAAAGCAGAAUUAUUAUCACAACUAGGAACACCUAUUUUUUGGCUCCUGAAACUGACACCCUAGAUAACAAUAUCAUUCCAGUGCGUUAUCGAGAUUUCUUCUUUUAUGAAAUGAAAGAAAUGCAGUUUGACCAUGCUCUUCAACUUUUUAGCAAGCACUCCUUCGAAAGAGACUCACCUCCACAUGAUUUCAGCAGUAUCUCAAGUGAAAUUGUCAAAUUUACUGGAGGACUACCUUUAGCUCUUGAAGUUAUAGGUUCAUUACUCCAUUCAAAAAGCAAGAGAACAUGGAAAGAGACAUCGAAGAAGUUGAAGAAAGUGCCCAAUCAGGAUGUCCAGAAAACGUUGUUGAUAAGUUACAAAGAAUUAGAUUAUGAGCAGCAACAAAUUUUUCUUGAUAUCGCAUGUCACUGCAUUGGUGAAGAAAGGAUCCCCGCAUAUUAUAUGUGGAAAGCUUGUGAUUUUUUUCCGAAAACUGGGCUCCAUGUCCUUAUUCAUUUAUCUUUGAUAAAGUUCAUCGAGGAUGAUAGACUAUGGAUGCAUGAUCAACUCAGAGAUCUUGGAAGAGAGAUUGUUCGGCAAGAAUGCUUUCAAGUUCCUGGAAGGCGUAGUAGGUUGUGGUGUCCUAUGGUCGCCUUAGAUGUGGUUCAGAAUAACCUGGGAACAGACACCAUUGUGGCACUCAAACUCCCAGGACUUGCCAAUGCACACAAUUUUACUAGUGGCGAAUUUUCAAGGCUGCCUAGUUUAAGGUUCCUAGAAUUAGAAGGAGGAAACUUUGUAGGAGACUUUAAAAAUCUUCUCUCAAAUCUAGCAUGGCUCUCUUGGCGUCAUUGCCCUUCAAACCUACAUGCCAACGGUUUAUGUCUAAAGAACUUGGCCGUUCUCAAGCUUUCAGAGAGCGACAUUACUGAAUACUGGAAUGGAUGGGGACCAUGCAUGGGGAAUGAUAACCUGAAAGUCAUAAAUCUGACAAGGUGCAAGUGCUUAAUGAGGACACCUGACUUCUCCAAGUGCAUGAAUUUGAAAAUAUUGGUUAUCAAAGAGUGUGAAUUAUUGAAAGAAAUCAAUAGUUCUAUCGGACAGCUGGGGCGCCUGAAGUGCUUGGAAAUCAUCGAGGAGCCUCGUCUAUGGAUGCAAGCUGCAAGUGUUUCAUCAUUCAACAAUUUCACCGCUCCUGUUCCUCAUCCUCUAUUACCAGACUCAAUUGGUGGCUUGAAAUCCUUGUCAAUGCUGAAGGUGGAAUAUCAGGGAAGUGUUAAAGCACUUCCGCACUCAAUAGGAGAGCUACUAGGUUUGAAGCAUCUAUCUCUACGUGGUUGUGCAUUUGUUAGAAAGCUUCCGAAUUCCGUUGGACAGUUGAGAUCACUCCUCUGUUUGGAUUUGUCUGGCACUGAUAUAAGUGAAUUACCAUAUUCCAUCGGCAGACUAGAAUCGCUACUCAAAAUGGAUCUAUCUCGCACAAAUAUUGCAGAAUUACCUAAUUCUAUUGGCAACCUUAAACAGUUGAAGUUCAUGUGUUUGGAUUGGACGAAGAUAAGAGAGCUACCAAAGAGCAUAUGGACUCUGGAGAAUCUCGAGGAGUUGACUGCUAGAGGCUGUCAAAAUCUCGAGGGCGAAAUUCCAAGUGAAAUUGCGGGACUAUCCCAAUUGACGAUUUUGAACUUGUCCCAGAGCAAGGUUAGUGGAGUGCCAAUGACACUCAAUCAGCUUUCUAAUCUCCGAGAACUUGUUUUAACGAAUUGUAACGGGCUUCAGUCGCUACCGGAUCUCCCGACAAGUUUAACAAAGCUAGAGCUAUCGUCUUCAUCGGUGCAGUCAGUGCCCGACCUCCCACGCAGACUCUCUCUCUCCUCAUUUUUCCCUCUUCUUUCUCGUGCAUACUAUCUCUAUUGCAGGCAGCAUCCGAAACUAGAGUGGCUUGGAAGGCUUCAUGAAUUGCAGACGUUGAGACUGGUUCUUUCCGAUUUCAACUUUCCUCCGACUGACUUGAGCUCCCUUUCUCAGCUCCGGUCACUUGAAAUAACUUGUCCAGACCCACGGUCUCUGACUCGGCUUCCGUCCAGUUUAAAAUACUUGAGCUUAGAAGAUGUGAGGACACCAAUAGAAUGGCCACUGUUCUCCAACUUGGGCAAUUUGUCUGAAUUAAAGCUCUUCGGUUGUCAGUUAAGAGAGAUUGAGUUUGACAAUGAGCUUGGACAGCUAGAGAAUCUCCGGCGUUUGCAAGUGCGCAAGUGCGGGUCGCUUGUGAGGCUAUCCAAUCUAUCGAGCUUAAAGGAGCUCCGAGUGCUGAGCGUGGAGUACUGCCCAAAGCUUACUGAGAUCGAAUCCCAACCAUUGUCAACUGGAGAUUGCAGUUCUACGGAGAGGCCCAUUCCUGAUUCACUGAAGCUAGAGAAGCUCGAGUCUUUUAGAGUCUACUAUUGCGCAUCAGUGCGAAAGUUGCCUGCUAUACCAAAUGCAUGUCGUGUCGACGUCAUCCCACAAAAAUACGUAAGAAGGUCUGAAAGUGGGCCCGUCUUCAUAGAAGAUCUGGCUAAUUCCACAGAAGAUUCGGGCAUGGAGAUUUUGUCUGAAGGCGAACUCCGGCGACCGUGGUUUUAUUGCGUGAGAUUGCAUGUUCCCCAAAAUUCCCAAGAAGAGUUCCUUGAAGAAUUGUUAAGCUAAGGAGAUCUCAGCCCACUGAGGACCCCUCCUGAAAAAAGAAGGCCCAAGACAUCUUAGCCCACUUAGCUUAGCCCAUCUUCUUGGUUCCUUCUGGAGCUGGUUCAUAGGAAAAAUAAGGAGCGGAAAAGGAGAGGAGUAAGUCGGCAAAAGAAAGAGAAAACGGAAAAGGAGGGGAGUGGGUCGGCGCUUUUGGUGCGAUUCGGAGGCCUCGACAAGCUAGAUUAAUACCGUUUCGAAGCGCUCGGGUUGUGAGUAUGCAUUCAUGUUCUCAGGAUGUCCUGUAUGGCCAAAGCCACCGGCUGACAUUAGUGGAGACCUAUGCCAAGGAGGGAAUCUUGCUGCCGACAAAUAGGAGGAGAGCAAUAUCAGUGGAGGAAUCGUAGGAGUUUGGAUUUUGGGUAUAAGUUGAGAUAAUUAUAGAAAUUUAGUUCUGUAACCAGCUUAUUAUUCUUAUGAGAUAUUAGUGGAUAUAUAUUUUGAUAACAGGUUAAUGUUGGUUACGCUUAUGAGACUGCAUCCUUUGGAUAGAAGGAUAACCGUGCCAUUUUCCUUAUGUAUGUAGAGUUGGGGUGCGAUGGUUUUAUCAAUUUGUUGUUUUAAGCUUUGUUCAGAUAAAUCAAGCUGUACGAGUAGUCAUAGUUCGGACUAUGAUACCGCAUAUAGCGCAAGUCAAAAGGUUGUGUGAGAGAAUAAUAUUGCUUUGGCUCAGCGUUAUUUGCUUCA
This is a messenger RNA of Syzygium oleosum, 4779 nucleotides long. Its product is annotated as disease resistance protein L6-like. The coding region runs from base 424 to 4056 and encodes 1210 amino acids. The transcript has 6 exons. Gene Ontology annotation, molecular function: ADP binding. The record is from RefSeq and is a predicted model, not a curated record. Gene Ontology annotation, biological process: signal transduction; defense response. Lineage: Eukaryota; Viridiplantae; Streptophyta; Magnoliopsida; Myrtales; Myrtaceae.